UUCGAUACGGUGCCAAUUUUCCUCCGUUUUUCAUAAAAUCAAAACAGAAAUAAAUAUUACCGACUUGUUAAGUGUUUUGGAUGCGUUUAUGAACUAAAAGCAACGAUUGCAAGUAGUGUAAAGCAUCAUGCACGAUGUUGGAGGGCUUGGUGGCUUGGGUUUUGAACAACUACCUCGGGAAGUAUGUAGAGAACUUGAACACAGAUCAGCUGAGUGUCGCUCUGCUGUCUGGCAAGGUAGAGUUAGAGAAUUUACCUCUAAAGAAAGAUGCGCUGCGCCACCUGGGCCUGCCGGUGGAGGUGCGCUCGGGCUUCAUCGGCAAGGUGCAGCUGCAGGUGCCGGUGCGCCAGAUCCGCUCCGCACCCUGGAUCAUAGUCAUUGAGAGGCUGUAUGUGGUGGCAGCACCAGUUAAUUUAGAUGAGUGGGACAGCGAGGCGGAGGCGCAGACGGCGCACGAGCGCAAGCUGGCGCUGCUGGACGCGCUGGAGGCGCAGUGGCGCGCCGAGCACGAGGCGCGCGACGCCGGCUACUACGCCGCCUCCUACUCCUCCUGGCUCUCCUACGGCACCGGCCUGCUGCACAACAUCGUCGAGAACCUGCAGUUGAAGCUGUACGACGUGCACAUCCGCUACGAGGACGCGCUCACGUGCGCGCCGCGCGCGUUCGCGUGCGGGCUGACGCUGGAGGCGCUGACGGCGGAGUCGUGCGACGCGGGCUGGGCGCGCGGCUUCGCGCCGGCGGCGGCCGACGGCUGCUCCUACAAGCUGCUGGAGCUGGCGGCGCUGGCCGUGUACUGGGACCCCGUGGCCGUGCCCGCCGGCAUGCUGGCGCAGUGCCCGCUGUCCGAACUCACGGAGCGCAUGUCGGGCGCGGGGCAGGGCGCGCACCGCUACGUGCUGCGGCCGGCGUCGGCGCGCGCGCGCGUGCGGCGGGAGCGCACGGAACAACCGCUGCGCUCGCGCGCGCGGCCCCGCCUCGCCUGCCACCUCACGCUCGACAGCGUCACGCUCGACCUCACCGCGGUGCAGUACCAGGGCGCGGUGGGCUGCGCGCUGGGGCUGGAGCGCAUCGCGCGCGUGCGCGAGUUCCGCGCGCUGCGCCCGCACGCGCCCGUCGCCACGCACGCGCGCCUCUGGUGGCUCUACGCGCUCUCCUGCCACAUCCCCGACCACCCCUGGACGGAUCCGAAACCAACGUGGGAGUCUUGCCUGGAGCAGGCCCGCAAGACGAAGCAAUACGUGGACAUCUGCCUGUUCAUCCUCAGCAACCCGGCCGCCGCGCUGCCGCCCGACAAGAAGCAGCUCAAGGACGACUUCGAGUGGGCCACGCCGCUGCACAUCCUCAAGCCCUUGAGGGAGGUUGCCAUGCGAAAAGUGCCAAAAUCGACGCCGGCAUCGACGCCGGACAAGCCGGGCGCGUCGGGGCGCAGCAUGCUGGUGCACUGGUUCCCGCAGUGGUGGGGCUGGUACGGCGCGCCCGCCGACCCCGCGCCCGCGCCCGCGCCCGCGCCCGCCCCCGCCGCGCCCGUGCCCGAGCUCGAGGAGGAGAUCCUCGACGUGCUGGCCGACUCCAUCGAGAACAACACGCUGCUCAAGCGGGACACGGUCUUCGCGCAGUUUGAGUUCGAGCUCAACAAGGGCAGCCUCAACUUGAGGGAAACUGACGAGGAAGAUAGCCUCGGGCUGGAGCUGCAGUGCAGCCUGGUGCGCGUGUGCGUGGAGUCGCGGCCGCGCGGCGGCGCGCUGGCGCUGCAGCUGCGGCUGGGCGCGCUGUGCCUGCGCGAGCGCGUCACGCCCGGCACGCUGUUCCCCGUGCUCGUCGCGCCGCAGCUGCGGCUGGGCGCGCUGUGCCUGCGCGAGCGCGUCACGCCCGGCACGCUGUUCCCCGUGCUCGUCGCGCCGCAGCUGCGGCUGGGCGCGCUGUGCCUGCGCGAGCGCGUCACGCCCGGCACGCUGUUCCCCGUGCUCGUCGCGCCGCAGCUGCGGCUGGGCGCGCUGUGCCUGCGCGAGCGCGUCACGCCCGGCACGCUGUUCCCCGUGCUCGUCGCGCCGCAGCUGCGGCUGGGCGCGCUGUGCCUGCGCGAGCGCGUCACGCCCGGCACGCUGUUCCCCGUGCUCGUCGCGCCGCAGCUGCGGCUGGGCGCGCUGUGCCUGCGCGAGCGCGUCACGCCCGGCACGCUGUUCCCCGUGCUCGUCGCGCCGCAGCUGCGGCUGGGCGCGCUGUGCCUGCGCGAGCGCGUCACGCCCGGCACGCUGUUCCCCGUGCUCGUCGCGCCGCAGCUGCGGCUGGGCGCGCUGUGCCUGCGCGAGCGCGUCACGCCCGGCACGCUGUUCCCCGUGCUCGUCGCGCCGCAGGUGAGCUUGUGCUGCAGCCGCGCGCUGGCGCUGCAGCUGCGGCUGGGCGCGCUGUGCCUGCGCGAGCGCGUCACGCCCGGCACGCUGUUCCCCGUGCUCGUCGCGCCGCAGGGCAUGAUCCGCGAGGGACUGAGCGCAAUGAGCGCGGGCGGGGCUGCCAGCUGGCGCGCGCAGCCGGCCGCGCAGCCCGCGCAGGAGCCGCUGUUCCAGCUCAGCUACGAGAAGAAACCUUUCGGCGUCAACGCCGACUACAAGCUGUGGGUGAAGUCGGCGUCGCUGGAGGUGGUGUACUGCGCGGCGGCGGCGCGGUGGGCGCGCGGCUUCGUGCGCGCGGCGUGGGCGGGCGCGCGCUCGCCCUACGCGCACGUGCGCCAGCACACGCGCGCCACGCUCUCGCGACACUGGGCGCACAUGAUGCGCGCAUACCCGGGCGAGCGGCGGUCGUGGCACGUGGAGCUGGACAUCUCGGCGCCGCAGAUCCUGUUCGUGGAGGCGCUGUGCUCGCGCGAGGCGCGCGUGCUGGUGGUGGACUUCGGCCGCCUGCGCCUCGCCAACCACGCCGACUCCUUCGCCGCGCCCGCGCCCCAGCCUGACACGCUCGACGGCGACGUGACUCCGACGGAGAUGUUCAUGACGCCGUGCUCGACGCCGCCGGGCAGCCUGCUGUCGCCGGGCUCGCCGCCCGAGGCGCAGCCCUACCACGCGCCGCUUGACGCCGCGCACCUGCAUACGAGGUUGUACGACAGGUAUAACAUCGAGCUGAGCGACCUGCAGAUCCUGGUGGGGCGCGCGCGCGACAACUGGAAGUAUGCGCACACCAAGCCCACUUCCACGCUGCAUCUGCUGGAUCGGUUCAGCAUCUCGCUUCAGGCGGAACGGCGAGUGGUAGCUACGAACGAUCCGCAGUACCCGACGGCGACGCUGUGCGGCUCGCUGCCCGCGCUGCAGGUGCACCUCAGCGAGCACAAGCUGGCCGCCGUGCGCGCCGUGCUCAACGCGCCCGUCGCGCCGUAUCGUGAGAGCAGCGAAAAACCUCGCACUGAAACGACGGAGGAAGAGGAUUGUAGUGAGGCGUCAGAAGCGGAGCUAUCGUCGGCGUCCGCGCAGCAGAGCUCCUCUCUCUUCAUGCUGCAGUUCGCCAUCGAGCAAAUGUCGCUGGAGGUGCAGUCGCGCGGGCGCAGCAUCGCGGAGGUGCAGGUGUGCGGCGUGCGCGCGGCGCUGGCGGCGCGGCCGGCCGACGUGUCGCUGGCGCUGUCCGUGCACUCGCUGCUGCUCGUCGACGCGCUGCAGACCUACGGGCCCGACUUCGAGCUGCUGCUCGCCAGCCACAAGCACCUGGGCAUGGAUGGUGCAUCGGGCAGCAUUCUGGGCUCAGAACCGACGUCACCCACAUCACCUACAUCGCCCGCGUCUCCUGACCCACGCCUGAUGCCGCCGCGCCCGCACCCGCCGCCGCACGCGCUGCGCAACGCGCUCGACUCGCUGCACCGCGCCACCAGCUCCAGCGGUAUGGCUGGCACCACGGCAUACCCGUAUCCCGACGUUGAGCGCACUAGCCCGCUGCCAAACUGGUCGUCCGGCAGCACGUGGAGCAUCGGCUCCCCGCCGGGCUCGGCCGCGGGCCCGACCGCUGCCCCCAGCUCCGCGGCGCCCGCGUGCGGCGCGGCACCCACCGGCUGGGGCGCCACGGGCCCCGGGUGGGGCUCCAGCGGGCCCGGCUGGGCCGCCCCGGGAAUCGUCGACUCCGAAGCACUGAUCGCAGUCGAGCUGUGCUUUGUGAAGGGCGAGGGCGACUCCGAAGAUCUCCACAUUGCCAAUAUACUUUUUAACAAUUUAGAUAUUAUUGCAAACCAAGAAACGAUAGUAGAACUGAUAGGGUUCGCGCAGCGCGUGAUGGGCCCGGCGGGCGCGAAGAAGACGUCGGACGCCGGCCUGGCGCCGCCGCCCGCCGACACCGACGCCGCCGACGGCCUGCCCUCGCCCAGCGACGACCAGGAACCGGAGGAGGAGGUCAAGAAGUCGGUCCGAACGGAGAUCACGUUCGACUUCCACCGGCUGGGCGUGCUGCUGCUGCGGGCCGCCGUGCUGGACGGCGCGCUGGUGGCGCGCAAGAUCGCCACCGCCACCGUCGCCGAGGCCAAGAUACAGGCCACGCUGGACGCGGCGAGCAUCGAGGUGGGCGGGUCGCUGGGCGGCGUGCAGGUGGUGUCGCUGUGCGAGGCGGGGCUGCACGCGCGGGUCGUGUCGGCGGGCCGCCUGCCGCCGCCGGGCCGCGCGCCCGCGCCGCCGCUGGACGACGAGAAGGCGCUGUUCUUCACCAUCGCGCGCAAGCUGCAGCCCGCCGCCGGCGACGACGCACCCGGUAAAUAA
Molecule: messenger RNA, 4724 nt
Organism: Ostrinia furnacalis (Asian corn borer)
Lineage: Eukaryota; Metazoa; Arthropoda; Insecta; Lepidoptera; Crambidae
Product: vacuolar protein sorting-associated protein 13D-like
Exons: 31
Coding region: 135-4724 (1529 amino acids)
Biological process (GO): protein retention in Golgi apparatus; protein targeting to vacuole; mitochondrion organization
Source: RefSeq, a predicted model, not a curated record